GUGAGAGUGAGUGACAGGGAUAAACAAGGGCUGGGAGUGACGGUUUAAUGGCGGCCUCAUCUUGUGGGAGUCAAGUCUCUUGUGGUCGCCGGCUGUGAAUGUCGACAGUGCGGCCCGGGGGCUUGGUGUUAAUGGCGAUGCGUUGAGCCGCUGGUGCGGUGGCGCCAUGAGCAGGAUGAAGACGGAGUACAUGAGGAGGUUUACGGGGCCGCGUUGGGACACGUACGGCAGCUGUUACCGCGACCUGGUGCAGUACCGCGGCGUGAGGCGGCUGCUGGAGCAGGCCCACUGGCCCUGGGUGUGGACAGGCUGGGACAGCGGCUCCGACAGCGACUCCGGCUCCUCCACCCCCCCACCGGACCAACGCUGCCCUGCGACCCGCCUGCUGGCGCCCGGAGCCCAGCCCGAGACCGGGGACAGGCCCGGGGCCCAGGCGGGGGUCAGGCUCGGGGCCCAGGCGGGGUACAGGCCCGGGGCCCAGCCUGAGACCGGGGACAGGCCCGGGGCCCAGACGGGGGUCAGGCCUGGGGCCCAGGCGGGGUACAGGCCCGGGGCCCAGCCUGAGACCGGGGCCCAGGCGGGGGUCAGGCACGGGGUCCAGCCUGAGACCGGGGCCCAGGCGGGGGUCAGGCCCGGGGCCCAGGCGGAGGUCAGGCCCGGGGCCCAGGCGGGGUACAGGCCCGGGGCCCAGCCUGAGACCGGGGCCCAGGCGGGGGUCAGGCCCGGGGCCCAGGUGGGGGCCAGGCUCGGGGCUCAGGCGGGGGUCAGGCCCGGGGUCCAGGUGGGGAACAGGCCCGGGGCCGCGCGUUACCCGGCCGCAAGAUUUAAUGUCUCAGCCAAGGAAAUAAUUGUUCAGGGGAUUCAAAGGGAUAAAAGCCACGACCAGGCCAAGGGUGACUUGUGCGGCUAUCGUCGUGUGAAAAGUGCAAGUCUGGAAAAAUCUCUCAAAACGUCUCGAGCGUCACCAGCAGCUGUUGUCAUAAAGGAAACCAAGGCUCCAUUUGCAAUGUAUGGCUGGGCGGAGAAGGAAGUGGAAGUGGGCUGUAAAAAAACGUACAAUGUUGGCGCUUCUGCUUUGCCAGGACAAAUUUAUGAAUCCGCAGUCCGGGCGCAGGAUAGACAUCAAGUGCAAAGAGCGAUGCGUGUAUCUCGGGUACGGGGCACAGAACCACCCACUAAUUGUGCAGCCGACCACCACUCUAAGACUUUCCAAAAUCGCAAAACUACUUCUGAACACUCGCCAAUUGGAGCAUUGCCAUCUGCUGGAGACGACGAUCCCUGGCUCUCGGAGUAUAUGAGAUGUUUUUCAACACAGUCCCUCUGAGUCCCAGCAACAUUCCGCAAAUGGAGCUUAGGGGAAAUUAUUUUGUUUAAUUAUUGGGGCCCAUGUUGAUCUUAAUCACUGUUUCAGUGCAGGGCUUGAUUGCAGUCUGUAUUACUGGAGGUAAUUUAUAUGUAAAACUCACAAUCAGCAAUGUAUUAUUGACUUGCAGGUACGACCUUGGUGACUUUGGUCUUCUGUCAACCACUGACACGACUUGAUGUUUAUUUUUUACAAAAAACAUUUUUUGUGAUGUGUGAAAUAGAAUCCACCUUUCUAACAUCAAGUCCUGUAGGUAGAGUUCAACUACAGUUGAAUUUUACAAAACUCAACUUUAUUUUGCACAGUGUAAUAUCUUUUGUAUCGCAUUGACACUUUCAAAUCACACUGCACCUGCGAAUAUCAAUGAAUCCUUUUCUCUAAUGGGGUUAGGUUUUAUCAUGUUCUUGGGUGCUUGUCCUUUGUAAUAUUUGUAGAGUAUCGCCAUUACCAGAUCACAGCUUGAUGAGUCUCAUGGUGCACACAUUAGCAACUCCAAUUCUGACCGUGACCACACUUUGUAAAGUGUUUGUGGAUAACCUUGUGUUGUCAGGUGCAUGAUUUAAAUGUGAAAUUUGUGCCCGAUUUAGACCUAGCUAUUUUAACUUUUUCCCUGUACAUGUGGAGUGCAAUAGAAAAUUACUAUUUUCUUUUGUUACCUUGGAAUUUUGAUACAAUACAAUUUAUUUUGAACAAAAUCAGUGUUUGGAA
This is a messenger RNA of Amblyraja radiata (thorny skate), 2071 nucleotides long. It is a transcript of the gene ccsap, whose product is annotated as centriole, cilia and spindle-associated protein. Gene Ontology annotation, biological process: regulation of mitotic spindle assembly. The record is from RefSeq and is a predicted model, not a curated record. Lineage: Eukaryota; Metazoa; Chordata; Chondrichthyes; Rajiformes; Rajidae. Gene Ontology annotation, cellular component: ciliary transition zone; centriole; ciliary basal body. The coding region runs from base 167 to 1324 and encodes 385 amino acids. Gene Ontology annotation, molecular function: microtubule binding. The transcript is spliced from 3 exons.